This is a messenger RNA of Condylura cristata (star-nosed mole), 1511 nucleotides long. It is a transcript of the gene CCDC51, whose product is annotated as coiled-coil domain containing 51. The transcript has 4 exons. The record is from RefSeq and is a predicted model, not a curated record. NCBI's taxonomy places the organism in Eukaryota, Metazoa, Chordata, Mammalia, Eulipotyphla, Talpidae. Bases 65 to 1297 code for a protein of 410 amino acids.
ACCAAGUGAGUGGCAGGUGCUGGUUGGGAUUUCAGCCCCCGCGCUUGGCGCGCCAGGUUUCCUGAUGACAGGGUGCAGCCCGGUGUUUGCCAUGCAGCACAUUGUAGGUGUGCCCCCUGUGAUGGUUCGGAGAAGCUUCCUUGGAAGGGACUUCUGUAUGAGCCGGACUCUCUGCAGCCCAGACCCCAGCCAGCCCAGAGAGAAAAGACCUGAGGAGGUAGCCUUGGGGCUCUACGACCGCCUCACUGCGCUGGGAAGAGCCCUGGGACACAGCAUUCAGCAGCGAGCCUCCUCCACUGCCAGGAACUGGUGGGACAGAUAUGAAGAGUUCGUUGGACUCAGUGAGGUUCGAGAGGCCCAGGGAAAUGUGACUGAGGCAGAGAAAGUGUUCAUGGUGGCUCGAGGGCUUGUCCGAGAGGCUCGAGAACACUUGGAAGUGCAGCAGGCCAAGCUGAAGGAGGUGAGGGACCGCUUGGACCGCAUCUCCAGGGAGGAUAACCAGUACCUGGAACUAGCCACUCUGGAACACAGGAUGCUACAGGAGGAGAAGAGGCUUCGCACCACCUAUAUGCAUGCGGAAGACUCUGAGCGAGAGAAGUUCUCCCUCUUUUCUGCAGCUGUGCGGGAAAGUCAUGAGAAGGAGCGAACCCGAGCUGAAAGGACCAAGAACUGGUCCCUCAUUGGAUCUAUCCUGGGAGCCCUGAUUGGUGUGGCAGGCUCUACCUAUGUGAAUCGUGUGCGGCUGCAGGAGCUAAAGGCCUUACUCCUGGAGGCACAGAAGGGGCCUGUGAGUCUCCAGGAGGCCAUCCGAGAUCAGGCAUCCAGUUACUCCCUCCAGCAGAAGGACCUCCAGGACCUUAUGGCAGAUCUAAGAGUCUUGGUUCAGUCUGGGCCAGGGCAGAGCUCUGGAUCCCAGGCAGGUACUUCCCCGACCCGAGACAGAGACACAGAUAUCCUUUUAGCUGCAUUGAAAGAGCAACUCAGCCAUUCCAGGCAGGUCCAUUCAUGUCUAGAGGGUUUACGAGAGCGGCUUGAUGGCUUGGAAAAGACUUUCAGCCAAAUGGCUCGGGUGGUUCAGCUUGCAGAGGCUGCAGCACACCCAGGCCCAGUGGAUCCCAUAGAGGGGGCCCUGCCCAGCUCCUUACUGGAGCACGUGAGUGUGGUCACAGCGCUGUCAGAUACAGAGCAGCGGCUCGAAGCUCAGGUCAACAGGAAUACCAUCUACAGCACGCUGGUCACCUGCGUGACAUUUAUAGUCACACUGCCAGUGCUCUACAUGCUGUUCAGAGGUAGUUAACUCCCGGACCCUUCUCCAGAGGUCUGUCUGUAAGGACAGGUAUGGAUGUGGAUUUAAUAAGAGAAGUGAGGUGAGCCUUUGGAGGUGCACACCACCCCAUCCCGGGUCUGAGCACCAUAUAUGUGGCUCACCAGCUGAUGUACUUUACUGUUUAGGCAACACUUACAUGAAUUAUCAAAACUUUGUGCUAAUGUCCGAUUAAAAUGUCUGUGAG